GAUGGUUGUGUAUGGGGGAAAGGAGGCAGGGUACUGAAGAUCUUCUCCAAGGAUACUAUGUCAACUCCAUUAUGUGCUGGGGAACAAAUUAUAUGGACUCGGAUCAGACCAAAGAAGAGUAAAAUGCAACCCAGUUACUGCAGAUGAGAUUUUGAGUGAAGACUUUCCAGUAAUAAUAACUCUCCUCUUUGGAGGAAACAAAGUCAUGGCUGUAACAAACAGCGCCAUCUACUUCCUCUGUCCUGACACACUACAAACCCUUAUUGUUACCCAGCAACGGGACAGCUGCAGUCUGAAGGUGGGUGAGGAUGGCUGCAACAUCAGCUUUCGCCAGGAUCUCAGUCAAGAUCCUGGAGCAGAAAAACUAGAGGAGAAGCGAGACUUGCAUUUGGCAUCGGUAAAUGUUGAUGUUUGUGGAUGUCAGAGACGAUGCUGUAGAGGUUGUCAUGGAGCUGAAAGUGCCUGGACCUCCUGCAGAGGUCUACUCUAUAAAUGCUCAUGUUGGAUUUCUGGUUUCAUUUAAAAUACAACAACGAAACACAGAGCUGCAAAGGGAGCAUGUGUUUCACUACAGUGUUCACGGGAAGAUCCUGGGGGUGCUGCCCUUCCUUGGACCCGGACCAAGAUGUUUCUGUGUGGAGUACCUGAAGGGUAGGGAGGGGGUGACGGACACAGAUUCAGGGUGUGGCAGGGGAGGCUGGCAUGUGUUUAUGAGGGACGGCCAUGAGGGGAUUAUAGGUCUACGUCUGUGAAUAACAGGAACUGCCGAGGACUGGCCAUGAGAAGAUUAUAGGUCAAAUAAAACAAAUGGUAUAUUUGGGUUUAUACUUUCUCAGUAAAGUAUAUAUUCUAGUACUUUUGUUAGGUCACAUCCGGCAUUUGAACCCUCACUCUCAGAGUCAGACACCGAAUCAACAACACACACGAUUUAACCCAAUGAGGCAUCACAGCUUCAACACAAAUUCAAGCCUGACUGGUUGUCUAGAUCAUGUAGAGAGAGAGUGGGUAUAUAUAUAUGCAUAUACUUGGACUGCUUUUGGAAAUUCAGCAUAUAUACUUAAUGAAGAUAUUCGACACAAGAUUCAACUGAUAUCAGAUGCAAAGGAUGAUGCCAGUCUGGUAGCUGAUUACACAGGAUUUUGUAUUGAAUAAAUAUCAAUAAAACAGUUAUAUUCAAAA
Messenger RNA from Haliotis rubra (blacklip abalone), 1179 nucleotides. RefSeq lists its product as uncharacterized. Bases 206 to 523 code for a protein of 105 amino acids. The transcript has 4 exons. Lineage: Eukaryota; Metazoa; Mollusca; Gastropoda; Lepetellida; Haliotidae. The record is from RefSeq and is a predicted model, not a curated record.